Molecule: messenger RNA, 3291 nt
Organism: Petromyzon marinus (sea lamprey)
Lineage: Eukaryota; Metazoa; Chordata; Hyperoartia; Petromyzontiformes; Petromyzontidae
Gene: TRABD
Product: TraB domain containing
Source: RefSeq, a predicted model, not a curated record
CGCCACAAUUCACAGGUGCCGGGGUGGGGGGUGGGGAUGGUGAUGGGGCCAGGGUGUGGGAGCCAGGAGCAGAAGACAGCGGCGGUGCGAGCAACAGCUCCCUUCUGAGCACCCCCCGACGCCUCGCGGAGUCCGCAGAGACAGCCAAAGAGAGGCCCGGGCAGGGGGAGGCAGAGGGAGAGAGGAGCUGGGGGGAUGAGAGAAGAGAGAGCGAGAGUGCUGAUGUGGCGCGCACUGUAGUACAGUGCGCGCGGCCUGACACCCUCGUUACUUUGCGUUACCCCGGGGUGCAGUUUAUUCUGAGCCCGCGUUACUCCCGGGCCCCGUUACCUCAGGUCGACGUUCGCACCCCCCCCCACCACCGGGACCGUUACGACUGAGUCAUGUCGAGCGACGGGAGCGACGCCGAGGACGACCCCGUGGAGAGGGAGCAGCAGGGUUACAUGGAACCGCCCCCUACCCCCUCUGGAAGCAACGAUUGGGCUGGAUGUUCUCAUCGGCAUUUGCACGGGAACGCUGACGAGUAUGAUGCUGACAGUGCUGUCAUGGCGCUGUGGGAAGGCAAGCAGGCGAUGCGGCACACUCGGCCUGUGCUGCCCGACACGGUGACGGAGCUACACACGGCGGACGGUGGGCGCGUGUUCCUGGUCGGCACGGCGCACUUCAGUGACAGCAGCAAGGAGGACGUCGCCACGACGAUUCGCGCGGUGCAGCCGGACGUGGUGCUGGUUGAGCUGUGCCAGUACCGCGUGUCCAUGCUGAAGCUGGAUGAGACGACGCUGCUGCGGGAGGCUCGCGAGCUCAGCCUUGACAAGCUGCAGCAGGCCAUCAAGCAGAACGGCCUUAUGUCAGGGCUGAUGCAGAUGUUGCUGCUGAAGGUGUCGGCUCACAUCACGGAGCAGCUGGGCAUGGCACCCGGAGGGGAGUUCCGCACAGCUUACCAGGAGGCCGGGCACGUGCCCCUGUGCCGAUUCCAGCUGGGAGACCGCCCCAUCCCCAUCACCUUCAAGAGAGCCAUUGCAGCGCUGUCGCUCUGGCAGAAGCUCAAGCUCACAUGGGGGCUAGUCUUCAUGUCCGACCCCAUCAGUAAGGAGGACGUGGAGCGGUGCAAGCAGAAGGAUCUGCUUGAGCAGACGAUGGCGGAGAUGAUCGGGGAGUUCCCAGACCUUCACCGCACCAUCGUGUCGGAGCGCGACAUUUACCUGGCAUACACUUUACGGCAGGCGGCGCGGCCACUGCGGCCCCCGCACUCGCGGCACGCCGCACCAGUACCGGCGGUGGUGGUGGGCGUGGUGGGGAUUGGCCACGUCCCCGGCAUUGAGAAAAACUGGGACCUCCCCCUGGACAUCCAAGCUGUCGUCAGGAUACCUCCGCCAACGCGCACUGCCCGCGCGGUGAGGCUGAUCCUGAAGGCCACUGUGCUGGGUCUGGCUGGAUACGGCUGCUUCCGCCUGGGCCGCUGGGGCGGCCGCUGGGGCGUGCGGAUCCUUCGCUGGUGACCGGGCCACACACCUUUCCCACGGUCUCUUCUUCCUCGCAAACACCAACGUCCCCCAACAUCGGGAUGCCGCCUUACAGAGGGCGAGAGACGGGAGACGCAGCAGCUCUCUGGUGGUUGGGUGGCUGGCAUCCUGGCAGGCGCCGGUCUCGCGUCAGCCUUGCUGCUGCUGAACACUUGGCACUUGCAUGAGACUGCGUGCGCUUAGGCAGAGGGGUUAGCGCUUCCUGGCGCUGAUUGAGGGGACAGAUGCACCUGAAAAACCAUGUGCAAUUUGUAUCUGCAGUUUUUUUUUCGCCGUAAGCCCUCGCGACAGCACGAGCGAGUGUCUGUGGGGAGCGAGCGUUACGUUGUCAAAAGCUGUUGUCACGAUUGUUUAGCUGCACACCGCACCGUGUGAAGGCUCUGCUGCUCUCUACACGAUUACGAGUUGGUAAUAAAAAUGACUUUUACAGACGUGGCCUUGUGGUGUGCGUGAUGCUCGCGCCCUUCCCUCCGUUGCCUCUCGGCAACACCCCUUAAACCGCAUCCAGGGCCUGCACUGGCCUCCACUUGGUGCCGCUUUUCAGGCCACUGAGGCCAUGUGCCAUGGUGUUCAGCGUGACCGCAUGCCCUGUCCGUAUUUGUUUUUAGUCAUACAGUUUGUCUGCUUUUUAAACACCAAUGUUAAGGUAUGCUAGCCACGAGAUGGUUUUAGGAGAGAGUUCACUUAGUUUUGCUCCGUUGAAGGAGCACACACUAACAGUGGAUUUAUUAUAUGGUCCAUAGGUUGGGCUGCAUGGCCAUAAUCUCCCUAAUCAUGUUCUAAUUGUGAUUUCAAUGACAUGAGACAAGGAAAAGCUUACAUUUGGAACCCUGGGAGAUAGCAAUGCAGAAAAUAGUCCCAGAAGACGAUGUGAUGUUAAUGCUUCUGUGUAGUCACUUCACCGGGCCUUUAUCCCUACUCGGGGUGCAGAAUUUUCCUUUUCAUAUGCUCAGCAAACGUGUUACAUUGUCAGAUAAAGCCAUGUUUUGUAAUUGGAGCUGGAGUAAGCCAAAUAAUGGUUAAAAAAACCGAAUUUGUUUCUUUUAGUAGUGUCACAUUUUGUACUGUUCCCUAUGUGUUGUCUUGUCAACUGACUGGCCACUUAGUCUCUUUUGUCUGCACUGCUCUGUUGUAAAUUUGCGCUGUAUUCGUACAAUGGCACAGCUGUUGUCCAAUCACUUUUGUACUGGUUUGUAUUAUCUAAUGAGUACUGUAUUGUCGUCCUUAAUUUGUCCGUGCUGUGGUUUUUUUUUCUGCCCCGGUUUGUCCAUCUCAUUCUGCCUCCCAUUGCACUGCUAUCCCCCUGGGCCACGUCGGCGUGAAUAUGAACACAGAAAUACGACAUCGUCGUAUAAUUUUCAUUGCGAUUUCCACAAUGAUAAUCGAUUUGUUGGCAAAUGAAUCAAUGCGAGUUUCGUUUGGGUCAGGAAUCAAGUUUAAUCGAUGCAUCGUUGCAGCGCUAGGUAAUUCACAUAUGUCACAAUCACGACUUCUGAGCACGUACACGCUUGAGACUCCUAGGUCGUGUGGGAGAAAGUAGUCGCCUAGAAUCUGACGUAAUUGUAAACUAUGUUUAACCACAAUAAAGCCUCGAGAUUCAAGUCUCAUUUCCAAGCAGAGUCCUGCCACAGAUUGCAGGCGUCUCAUUAUUUCCACGUGAAACCAACAAGGCCAGCGAAAACGUCCCGAGGCGUUGAGGUUUGAUUGAUGUCUGGAUAUGCGUUGGUCACACGGGGCCAUUGUGUGGUGUGUAAAUAAAAAAUAUAUA